This is a messenger RNA of Balaenoptera acutorostrata (minke whale), 4561 nucleotides long. RefSeq names its product dymeclin (gene DYM). The record is from RefSeq and is a predicted model, not a curated record. The transcript has 17 exons. Gene Ontology annotation, biological process: Golgi organization. Lineage: Eukaryota; Metazoa; Chordata; Mammalia; Artiodactyla; Balaenopteridae. The coding region runs from base 327 to 2336 and encodes 669 amino acids. Gene Ontology annotation, cellular component: Golgi apparatus.
CCGGCUAGAGCGCGCCGGGGCUUUCGGUACCCCCGGCGUUCUCGGCAGCUUCCCUCUUCUCUCCCCGCCCCUGGGCCUCCGCACUGACGCCGUCCGGGCGGGAGCCGAGCCGGAGUAGGAGUCGGAGCCGGAGCCGCAGAGACGUGGAAACAUGGAGGCCUGAGUCGGUGUGCGCCAACCCGGCUGCGGCGGCGACCGCGGCUUGUUCUGUCCUCUCUGCCACCCGUUCGUCCGUCCGUGAGCUGGAAGCGGAUCUCCCCGCCGGCUGAGACAGGUUGUGUUGUGGAAAUGAAGGUUUAAGGACAAGUUAUCUACCAGAUUAAAAGAUGGGAUCGAAUAGCAGCAGAAUUGGUGAUCUUCCUAAAAAUGAGUACUUAAAAAAGUUAUCAGGCACAGAAUCUGUCUCUGAGAAUGACCCGUUCUGGAAUCAGCUACUGUCAUUUUCUUUCCCUGCACCAACUAGCAGUACCGAGUUGAAGCUCUUGGAGGAGGCAACCAUUUCAGUCUGCAGGUCUUUAGUUGAAAACAAUCCUCGAACAGGAAACCUUGGUGCACUAAUUAAGGUCUUCCUGUCUAGAACCAAAGAACUAAAACUUUCAGCAGAAUGUCAGAACCACAUCUUCAUUUGGCAGACACACAAUGCUUUGUUUAUUAUUUGCUGUUUGCUGAAAGUGUUCAUUUGUGAGAUGUCAGAGGAAGAGUUACAACUUCAUUUUACUUAUGAAGAAAAAUCUCCUGGCAGUUACAGUUCUGACUCAGAAGAUCUUUUGGAAGAAUUGCUGUGCUGUUUGAUGCAAUUAAUCACUGAUAUUCCACUCUUAGAUAUUACAUAUGAAAUAUCAGUAGAAGCUGUGUCAACAAUGGUGGUUUUCCUUUCCUGCCAACUCUUCCACAAGGAAGUUUUGCGACAGAGCAUCAGUCACAAGUAUUUGAUGCGAGGUCGAUGCCUCCCAUAUACCAGCAAACUUGUAAAGACCUUGUUGUAUAACUUCAUCAGGCAAGAAAAGCCGCCUCCUCCAGGAGCACACGUUUUCCCUCAGCAGUCAGAUGGGGGAGGACUGCUGUAUGGACUGGCAUCAGGAGUAGCAACUGGGCUCUGGACUGUUUUCACACUGGGCGGUGUGGGCAGCAAAGCGGCCGCUGCUCCAGAAGUUUCUUCCCCUCUGGCCAACCAGAGUCUCCUGCUUCUGCUGGUGCUGGCCAACCUGACAGAUGCUGCAGAUGCACCAAACCCCUACAGACAGGCCAUCAUGUCCUUUAAGAAUACACAAGAUAGCAGUCCUUUCCCCUCGUCAAUUUCACAUGCUUUCCAGAUUAACUUUAACAGUUUGUAUAUGGCCCUAUGUGAACAGCAGACAUCUGAUCAAGCAACUCUCCUCUUGUAUACAUUGCUCCAUCAGAAUAGUAAUAUUAGAACAUACAUGUUGGCUCGCACAGAUAUGGAAAAUCUUGUUUUACCAAUUCUCGAGAUUCUGUAUCAUGUGGAAGAAAGAAAUUCACACCAUGUCUAUAUGGCCCUUAUAGUAUUGUUGAUCCUUACAGAAGAUGAUGGCUUCAAUAGAUCCAUUCACGAAGUGAUGUUAAAAAAUAUUACUUGGUAUUCAGAACGGGUUUUAACUGAAAUUUCACUGGGGAGUCUCCUGAUACUGGUUGUAAUAAGAACUAUUCAGUACAACAUGACAAGGACACGAGACAAGUACCUUCACACCAAUUGUUUGGCAGCUUUAGCAAAUAUGUCGGCACAGUUUCGUUCUCUCCAUCAGUAUGCUGCCCAGAGGAUCAUCAGCUUGUUUUCCUUGCUGUCUAAAAAACACAACAAAGUUCUGGAACAAGCCACACAGUCCUUGAGAGGUUCGCUGAGUUCCAGUGAUGUUCCUCUACCAGAUUAUGCACAAGACCUAAAUGUCAUCGAAGAAGUGAUUCGAAUGAUGUUAGAGAUCAUCAACUCCUGCCUGACAAAUUCUCUUCAUCACAAUCCAAACUUGGUGUAUGCACUUCUUUACAAACGAGAUCUCUUUGAACAAUUUCGAACGCAUCCUUCAUUUCAGGAUAUCAUGCAAAAUAUUGAUCUGGUGAUCACCUUCUUUAGCUCGAGGUUGCUACAAGCUGGAGCUGAGCUGUCAGUGGAACGGGUCCUGGAAAUCAUCAAGCAAGGGGUCGUUGCACUGCCCAAGGACAGGCUGAAGAAAUUUCCAGAACUGAAAUUCAAAUAUGUGGAAGAGGAGCAGCCCGAGGAGUUUUUUAUCCCCUAUGUCUGGUCCCUGGUGUACAACUCAGCGGUAGGCCUGUACUGGAACCCGCAGGACAUCCAGCUGUUCACUAUGGAUUCCGACUGAGGACGGGACGCCGUCUCCCACCCUGACCCCCUCCAGCCAAGCAAGCUUCUAGUUAUUUUCUUUCUGGGGGACAGAGGUAGACAGAUUCCCUGGUGCGCCUUCUAUUAAAGAGGGUCACACAGGCGUGUUUCCCUUGCACACUUGGGUUUGGAGAAUUGGUGCCAGUUGGCAGUAGAUCACUCAGUUUAGAUUAUAGUGCAAAAAAGGAGAGGGGAGUUACACAACAAUAAUAAAUGUAAAAACCUGCUAUUUCACAUGCAAUUUUAUUUCUAAACCAAAAAUCUAGAGCUUUUCCAGGAACCUGAUGCCUUAGGCAUAUAACUUUACCAGUACAUACUUCUUUUUCUUUUCUUUUCUUUCUUUUUUUUUUUUUUCCCCCUGCAUGUUCAGGAUUUUUGUUUUGGUUGUGUGUGUGUGUGUUUCGACAUUGAGAAGUAUCAACCUGAAAAGAUGACAAGACAGGAAUUAAUAAGGAAAUGAAGCCGUGUAUGCAUGCAGUUGCCUUUCAGAAGGCCCGUGAUAUAAGCCUGGGCGGUUGGAUAUAAGCCUUUAGGUCCCUGGCAUCUUUCCCUCAAAGAAAGAAGUGGCUCCUUCUCAUGAAGCCCAGAUUAGCUUUUUUGUGGAUUUGGCCUCUGAGCUGUAGCUGAAUUAAAUUGGAGUCUAGCACAAAUUAAGUUAAUCUACUCUGUAUUAAUCAUUGGGAAAAGAAAAGCUUCAUUUUGAAAGCAAUCUUUUUUCUUCAACCAGACUAAUAGGAGAAAAAGGAGACCAAUUUGAUUAAUACAGUAUUCCACAUGAGAGUAAACACAUGUUUUUCUCUCCACUUCUGACUUUGUUUAAACUCUUUGGGGCCUGUGUGAUCGCAGUUGUCUCCCUGAGCUUCUCUGAGGGAAACAGCCGCUGGGGUCGCCCUGAGCAGAGCAGUGGGCACUGAGGACAGAGGGGACAGGCCUUUCGAGUCACGCUCUAGGUCCAUGGCCACCCCUUCACGGUCUAGUUUCACUCUCAAAGACACAAAAAGUACUUGCUUUUCUGCAUAGGAAGCACACAAUCCCAGGUGAGAGCGAGCACCCGUUUCAGCCUGCCGUUGCCUAAUCUGUAUCAGAGGCAGCUUCCCUCCCCUGCCCCUGUGUCCCGGACCUGGAGGCUGGAGUCAUUUUGGUUCAUCACCGUCUUCUGAGGGUCUGGGAGGAGCCAUCUUCUGUCACACCGAGCUCUGGAGAAGGCUGAAAACAUGACCUGUCAGUGCACGUCCGUGUGGUUUCCACUCAUGACAAGCCUGGCUGCUUCAUCCUCUCAGCAGCACCUGAGGUCGGCCAGGCGGACUCACUUCCAUCAGGACGGGGGCUGAGACCGAAGCUCCCUGCGGCUGACCGCCUGAGGAAGGGCCAUCACUGGCGGGCGGACCCAGGAGGCGCGUGCGGCCUGCCCGCUGCUUCCUCGGCCUCAGGCCUCUGACGUGUCUCCACGAGCGGCUGGGGACUCUGGCACUUCACUGAAGGUCGCAUGGACGGGGCCUCAGACCCGCAGAUGAGUCGUGUGAAGCGCUUCUGCUUAGUCUGGCUCGUGGGGAGAGGCAGUUUGAAGGUGGAAGGAGGAAUCCUCCAGUCAGAAAGGGGAAAUGAUUGGAUUAUCAUUUCAGGUAGCAAUUAUUUUUAUUUCCUAUAUGGGAACGUGAUUUAUAGCUUUAAUUUGUUUCCAAAGCACUUGGAUCUGCUUUCCUUCAUUUAAACCAAAACACAAUUUUUAAAGGGUCACGUGGAGCAGCUGAGCCCCUGGUAGGACCCCAGAACUAACCUAGGAGGCUGAGGACCGGGAGUGCCAUGGGGCAGUCACUGGGCUGCAGGACUGUCAGUUCUUGUGACAGGAGGAGAUAUGGUCCCCCAGAACUCGGUCAUAGAGCGCAAACUACCAAGGAAGAAGCCUUGAUGGAGGGAGUCCUGCAGUCUCUUCCCCAGGCCACCUGGCCCACCAGGUGCCCCCAAAGCCCCGUUCUCUGGCAGUGUCCUCUCCCUCCCUCCCCGCCACUUUUAAUUAACCACACAGUAGAAGUGCUCACUGGCCUAAAAGCUCAGCUAGGGCUACAGCCUCGGAGGAAGUGUGUGAGUACACACUCCCAGACACCACUGCAUCACUGCUUCCACUCUGCAAAUCCACCAGGAGUCUCCUCUUUAUUUUUGUGGAAGAUUUAUUACAUGACAAUAAAUUUAAAUGAUAAACUUGAA